This is a messenger RNA of Penicillium samsonianum, 2139 nucleotides long. RefSeq names its product putative meiosis protein MEI2. Gene Ontology annotation, molecular function: RNA binding. Bases 1 to 2139 code for a protein of 712 amino acids. The transcript has 14 exons. The record is from RefSeq and is a predicted model, not a curated record. NCBI's taxonomy places the organism in Eukaryota, Fungi, Ascomycota, Eurotiomycetes, Eurotiales, Aspergillaceae.
AUGGAGAGGUUUUCUCCAACUCGAGGAUCGCCAUCGGAGCAGCUUACUGCAUUCAACCCGAUGGGAUAUGAGGCUAUUGCUCACCGAGCAAACCCUGCCUCUUUUUCCGGAAUGGCGACAAUCCGUCCGACUGGUGACCCGUUUGCCGGUUGGCUCAAUGAGACAGGGUCUGCGCCUAGCAUUCCUUCGUCUCAAACGACCCCUGCAAGCUCUGCUGCUUGCUAUGCCUAUUCAACACCCCUCGCCCUUGACCAGGUAAACACUCACACAUCAACCAACGAGUACUCAUCUGUUUCUCCUCAGCUGGGUCGCACUUUUAAUGCAGCUCACACCUUACCAAUCGGCCCAUUCCAACAGUCAUCUGGUUCACCUCAAUUGUCUCCUGCAAAUGCUGGUCCUGGUGAAAUGCGAUACUCGCCUUCCCAUGCCCAGGCAUCUCGGUCGCUGGAGCAAAUGCAAUACUCGCCUCGUUCGUCAACUCACACUCAGGCGCAUUUGGGAGCAUCUCAGUACCCGCUCUCUCCUGUCCAGACAGGUAUUGCCAAUGCUCGGUACUCACCAUCCCGUGGAGAAAUCAGUUACGAAUACAGCCCAACCCCGGAUUUCAUCUCUAGCUUGUUCGCAACCACUUACGAUCCCACCGUUGGAGAUGCCAAUGUUGCCUCUACGGAUGCACGGACUCAUAUUUCCCGGGGUAACCAAGCUGGUAUCGCCACUUCGAGAUCCCUCUCCGGUGGAACUCAUGAUGCUACUGAAAAACAUCGAAGCUUUAUCGUGCAUCAUGUCCCUCUCGACACCUCCCACCGGUCUAUUGUUAUGCUGUUCCCCAUUGAUGAAUAUCCUUCCCUUGAAGAAGUUUGUCUCCAGCACCUUGAGGCUAGGGGCGUGUUCUCGUUUUCGUUUGGGGAUCUUCGAGAGGCGAUCCAGGCCAUGAACAAAAUUCGCCUAACCCGUCCUACCUGGCGUGUCUUCCCGGCCAGUUUGGAAGAAAUUGCCAAUUUCAAUGGAACCAAUAGCACCAAAGGAGCCGCUUCCUCUGUUACUGUUCCUCGGGAUGGUGCAUUCCUGCUUUCUGUGUACACCAUUCCAAGCCAGUGGCUCAUGGAACCCAUGGAAGAGAUUGUUAAACAUGUUGUCUCUUCUCUUGGCACCCUGCGUUCUUGCAAACUUAUCGAGAAUGGAACGAACAUGAGUCGAUACCAAGUUGAAUAUUUUAACAAGCGUCAUGCGGCUUAUGCUUUUUCAUGUCUCGGUGGGUUUAGACUCGAUAGUCUUCGUUUCGAUGUCUCCAUUGAUGCAGCAGAAGAUAUUCCUGUUUUGGCUCACCUUCGAACGACCAGCUUUGGCUCCCCUCAGAGCCCCGUGACUCCGUAUCACCUCGUGUCCAAGGAGAACGAGAUCGAGGAGAAGGUCGACAUUUCCCCGGCUUCCGAGGAGGGUCAGACGAGUGCAGAGCAUGCUAUCAAUCUUGAUCGAAUCAGGCAGGGACUAGAUGUUCGCAGCACUGUCAUGAUCCGCAACAUUCCCAACAAAAUUACCUCCGACCAGUUGAAAAGUAUCCUGGACGAGUCCAGUUAUGGGAAGUAUGACUUUCUUUACCUGCGCAUGGAUUUUACCCAUCGUUGCAACGUUGGUUAUGCGUUCAUGAACUUCGGUGAUGCAAUUGACAUUGUAAAUCUCGUGCACGCUCGACAGGGCAAGACUUGGCCCGACUGCAUCUCCGAGAAGAGGGCUGAGGUUUCUUAUGCCACACUUCAAGGGAAGGAGGCUCUCGUGAACAAGUUCCGAAACAGUAACGUUAUGACCCGUCCUCACGAAGAGCGACCUCGACUCUUCCAUAUCGACGGCCCUCGUGCAGGUACCGAAGCAGCUUUUCCCGGCCCCAAUGAUGCCAGUAAGCUCCGUCGUUCGGUUGCUAGCACCACUCAGCAAGGCCUCUUUGCACCCCGGAACCGAGCUCCCACUACUCCUCGGGCCAACCGCACCCGGCCCCAAUCCCAGUCGUUUAGCCAGACUCCACGAGGUCGAGCAUCAAUCCGCACUCCCCGGCAUUCUGGUGGACGAUCGGUCCAGCACGCCCCUGGCGAAUUUUCUUCGAUGCAGGCAGAGGACCGUCAAUUCAUCUCGCCGAGGAAUUAA